This is a messenger RNA of Poeciliopsis prolifica (blackstripe livebearer), 2578 nucleotides long. It is a transcript of the gene gprc5bb, whose product is annotated as G protein-coupled receptor, class C, group 5, member Bb. Bases 502 to 1761 code for a protein of 419 amino acids. Gene Ontology annotation, molecular function: protein kinase binding; protein kinase activator activity; G protein-coupled receptor activity. The transcript has 4 exons. Lineage: Eukaryota; Metazoa; Chordata; Actinopteri; Cyprinodontiformes; Poeciliidae. The record is from RefSeq and is a predicted model, not a curated record. Gene Ontology annotation, biological process: G protein-coupled receptor signaling pathway. Gene Ontology annotation, cellular component: extracellular exosome; signaling receptor complex; intracellular membrane-bounded organelle.
GUAAGCUGGGACUGCAUCUCUCUCUCUCUCUGUUGACACCUCCGCAGAUUCAGCGUGAAGCUGGGAGAGAGAGAGAGAGAAAAAGCAACUCAGACAUGCAGACUGCACGAACAGAAAGAUGAGGACAGAGGGAGUGAGAGAGAAAGGAGUGAAAGAGGCUGAAGAUAUAUUUUGACCGUGUGGGUGUGUGAAGUCUCGAGGCAUGCAUCAUAAUUGUGGGUUCUUCUUCUUCUUCUUCGCGGAGCAGCUGGACAAGUCACUACAUCAGCAAGACAGCGGAGGUCUUUCAAAGUGUGCUGUUGUACUUUUAAGCAGUCAGAGCUGAAAGGAAAGGCAGCGACAAAAUGGAAACCGCUUUGUUUCUGCUGCCUCAAGGACUUCAUUAAGUGAGAGUCUGAAAACACUCAAGAGACUUAAGUCAUGUCAAACAAUGAUGUGUGGGAAAUGAUAAAAUAUCUGCACUGUGAGUAACCCAGAAUUCAAAUCAAGAAUUCAUCUGAGAUGGCCGUCAGCCCUUUUGUCAUCUGCCUCCUGACUUUGAUCAGUUGCAGCUCGUCUCAGCCCACUCCCCCGCCUCCCCGAGGAUGCAGCGUGGGCGUGGAAGCCCCCUACAGAGUGCUGUGUGACCUAGAGGCGGUCUGGGGCAUCGUCCUUGAGGCCGUGGCCUGCAGCGGCGGCCUCACCUCUUUGGUUCUUGCGGUGUUGCUCAUCGUCAAGCUGCGUGGGGUUUCUGACCCGGCCAGGCGCUCUGGCCUCGGCCCUCUGCUCCUGCUCCUGGGGACCCUCCUCGGGAUCUUCACCAUCUCUCUGGCUUUCUUGGUGGGGAAGACCCAGGUGCUCUGCGUGGUGCGCAGGGCCUUUUGGGGACCCCUCUUUGCCCUCUGCUUCUCCUGCUUACUAGUGCAAGGUGUGAGACUCAGGAGGCUGGUGGCCGGGAAGUCAAGCCCCACUGGGAGCACGCUGGCAGCGCUAGGACUGGCAUUGGCUUUGGUUCAGGGGAUAAUCUCAGCUGAAUGGGUUCUGUUGACUGUCGUGAGAGAGGGUCAUCCAGCAUGCGAGUAUCCUCCCUUAGACUUUGCUCUGAUGUGCAGCUACACUCUGGGCCUGCUCCUCAUAGCCAUGGGUCUCUCUCUCGGAGUGGUGCUCUGCGGAGGAGAGUUUGGAGAAGAUGAAGGAGAUGGCAGAGAAGAAGACAGAGAAGGAGAGACAGAAAAGCGACAAUGGAAGUGUAAUGCCGUCUGGGUCUUUCUGUCCAGUUUGGCGUCUGCAUUGCUUUGGGUGGCCUGGCUGGGGUUCUACCUUUACGGCAACCAGGCGUUGAGAGGGAAAGGGAGCAGGGAAAGAGGCGGGAACAAGGAUGCAAAAGUAUUGGAUGAGCCUGCUCUGGCUGUGGCCUUGGUGAUCCAGGGCUGGAUCCUGCUGCUGUUCCACGCGAUCCCAGAGUCCCACCUGUGUCUCCAAAAUCCAACACAAUCCGACACGCAAGAUUUCUUCGACACCGGCCGCGCGUCACCUGCUCCUCAUUUCGGCGAUGACCACCCCGCACAUUCUCACCAGUCUUUUCAAGAAAACCAGGCCUUCUCAAUGGAGGAGCACAGUGCAACUGCCCGAAGUGGAACGUACCACAGCGGCCAUGGCAGUAUGCGCCCAGGCAUCGCCUACAGAGGCCACGUCUACCAGCCGACUGAGAUGGCUUUGGUCAUGAACGGCGGUACUAUGCCCACAGCUCCCAUUAACUACACCGGGAGGCGCUUAUGGUAACACAAGACAGGAUUACAGUCAAGUCACUUUUGUGAUGCUGAAGAGUUUCCUGUUACCGAAGAAGAAGUGUUUCAGUGUGUUUGUGUUUCUGCACAUGUUUUAAUAUUAUAUUCAAAAGACAACUACAAAUAGUAUUUCAGACUAACUUUUUAGCUUAUUUUACAGAUUGAGGCGACAGCACGACAUAUGACAAGGAUGGAGCAUAGUGGCCGUAUUUCCACUGAGGAAUACAUAAAUAUGACGAACAAGAUUUAUUUGAAUGAGAAUCACUGAACAUGUCGAAUUUGAACAUGUGAAAGUCCAAUUAACAUGCUGAAGUAAACAUCCUAUUUAAGAACCUCGACACCAGUGCCACGGCGUCUGGUUUCUGUUAAUAGGUGAUGCUUACUUCAAUAAAACUGCACUUUUGUCAAACUCAGCCUUUAGGACUUUAAUGUAAAUGACGAGCCUACAAAGCUUGCUUAAUCUCUGUGUUGUAUUUCAGGGUUCUUUCUUAGUGACCUUCUGACUCGCUGGGACACUUGGGCACACUUUUAUUUAAAAACGUUGGAUUAUCAGGUGCUGUUAAGGGGUGAAGAAAUGUCCCAACUUAGUAGUGGUAUUUUAAGUGUUAUGCUUUAAGGAAGCAUAUAAUAAAAGCCAUUUGAUACUGCAAUACCUAACCUGCACAGACAGUCAUCAGUACAGAGAUCGUGGUGGAAUUGUGAGAUUAAAGAUUGUUUAAGUUGCAUGUGAAAGCACAAUGUGGGGGAACAGUAUUUCAUCUAAAUGUUUGCAUUUUAUGGAUGAUUUUUUUAAAGUAUUUAAAGUAUUUUUA